Nicotiana attenuata is the source of this 933-nucleotide messenger RNA. RefSeq lists its product as uncharacterized. The coding region runs from base 1 to 933 and encodes 310 amino acids. Gene Ontology annotation, molecular function: 3'-tRNA processing endoribonuclease activity. The transcript is spliced from 8 exons. The record is from RefSeq and is a predicted model, not a curated record. NCBI's taxonomy places the organism in Eukaryota, Viridiplantae, Streptophyta, Magnoliopsida, Solanales, Solanaceae. Gene Ontology annotation, biological process: mitochondrial tRNA 3'-end processing. Gene Ontology annotation, cellular component: mitochondrion.
AUGAAAAAUGGAUUGCAGUGCUUCUUCAGAGAGAAUGAACUUACAUUGUCAAAGAUUGAUGACAUACUUCUAUCACGUGUCUGCUCAGAAACUGCUGAUGGACUCCCAAGAUCAGAUGAAGCUGCUAGUGCUUCUUCAAUGAAGUUCAAUUAUAUUUAUGUUCCAAUUGUUGAUACUGUUAUCAAUAUAUCUGAUGUUCUUUUGCGACCAUGUUGCUCGAAAGUGUGUGACUCGGUGAAGGAAGCUGUAUUAAACCCUGGUGAGCUUUUGGUGGUUUAUAUUUGUGAGUUGCCAGAGAUCAAAGGGAAGUUCGAUCCAGUUAAGGCUGCUAAAUUUAAGGUGGAACCUGGGCCAAAAUAUGCUGAAAUAUUCUCUGUGCUUCGCUUGCAGGGUAAUGUUGUGCUGGUUCAUCCUUGUCAAGUUAUGGAGCCUUCUAUUCCCGGUCCUAUUGUGCUGCUCCUUGUUGACUGCUCAACACUCUCUCAUCUGCAAGAAUUGUCAUCUUUAGAGUCACUUAUUCCGUAUUACUUGAAUACAUCUGAACAACCCAUUGAAAUGUGCAAAAAAGUAAAUUGUUUGAUACACCUUAGCCAUACAUAUGUAACAAAUACAACUGCAUAUGAGCAAUGGACGACUAAAUUUGGUGAAGCCCAGCGCAUAAUGGCAGGACAUGAGCCGAAGAAUAUUGAGAUUCCAAUUCUGAAUUCCAGUUCAAGAGUUGUUGCAAAACUUAACUACCUGUGCCCUCAAGUCUUUCCUACUCCUGAUUUUUGUCCCUUAAGCAGUUGCAGAGCCUACCAUCAGUCUCAAAGUUCCGGAGGGAGUUGUCUCUUCCAGCUUCAUUUAAAUCUUCUUCCAUAUAAAGAUCUUGGAUUAGAAAAUUCUGGUGUUCCUGCUACUAUUUCUCAGACAGAAAUCAUAGAUGAGCACUAG